AUGAUAAUUGUUUACUUUCGGAAUAAUUAAAAGAAAUUUGAGUGUCGGGAAGGAUAGCUACGUACAUACACGACAAAGACAGAGAUCAUUCUACAAGCUAUGGAUAGAUAGUAACUGCAGUAGUCCCACUCUCACCAGAUGCCAAAUAAGGCGCAACUGGUUUUGCUGCUUCAUAUCUCAUUCUUAGCUGGUGUCGAACAGUGGGCCAUGCACGUUUGUCCCCUCUCUAGCUCUUCUCUCUCCCUCUCCCUCUCCUCCAUGGCUUUAUAUACGAACCUUCCCUCCCUCUAUCACCACAGCAUUCACAACAGAGACCCGGCCUAGGUAGCUAGCUAGCCUGAUCUACAUCUCUUUCCCUCUCUUAUAUAAUUCCAUAUUCAAAAGCCAUCAAACACUUUCAAAGAUUCGGUACACUGUUUCAGAAACCCAUCAAACACUUUCGAAGAUGGCCAAAAACGGGAAGCUAACAAAGCUCAAGUCGGCCAUUAAAAGAUGGCCUUCAUUCCCCAAGCUCACUCGCACCGCCAGCUCCGUGGCUGCCGCAAACGAAUCCGAUCAGGCGUCGAAGGAACUUCAUGCUGUUUACGUGGGAAAGUCUCGGCGGCGAUACCUUGUAAGCUCCGAAAUCAUCGAGCACCCUCUCUUUCAGGAGCUGGUGGACAAGUCGUCGACCGGUGAACAUAAUGAUGGGGUAGCGGUUGCUUGUGAAGUGGUUCUGUUUGAGCACUUGCUGUGGAUGCUUGAGAAUGCUAAGACUCAGUUGGGGUCCAUGGAUGAGCUUGUUGAGUUCUACACUUGCUGAAUUCGAGUACUGCAGUGAUGAUGAUAAUGAUGAUCAUGAUCAUGAAUGAUCAAACUCCAACAAGAUUCAAUGAAUUAGUUUGUAAAGUUUACAUGAGUAGGGUUAAUGGUAGCCAGUAGUAUGCGUGUAUUGUUUGACCGUUGGAUGAAUAUUUAUAACCCAUUUCAUUUUAUAAACGGGGAUUGUGAUGUUAAAGAUCAAUUGAUUAGGCUGGUUGUAAGGAA
Messenger RNA from Juglans microcarpa x Juglans regia, 1026 nucleotides. RefSeq names its product auxin-responsive protein SAUR78-like. The record is from RefSeq and is a predicted model, not a curated record. Gene Ontology annotation, biological process: response to auxin. The transcript has a single exon. Bases 446 to 802 code for a protein of 118 amino acids. Lineage: Eukaryota; Viridiplantae; Streptophyta; Magnoliopsida; Fagales; Juglandaceae.